Molecule: messenger RNA, 511 nt
Organism: Trichomycterus rosablanca
Lineage: Eukaryota; Metazoa; Chordata; Actinopteri; Siluriformes; Trichomycteridae
Product: histone H2B-like
Exons: 2
Coding region: 1-375 (124 amino acids)
Cellular component (GO): nucleosome
Molecular function (GO): DNA binding; protein heterodimerization activity; structural constituent of chromatin
Source: RefSeq, a predicted model, not a curated record
AUGCCCGAACCAGCGAAGGCCGCGCCCAAAAAGGGCUCCAAGAAAACCGUCCCCAAGACCGCCGGCAAAGGAGGCAAGAAGCGCAGAAAGUCCAGGAAGGAGAGCUACGCUAUCUACGUGUACAAGGUCCUGAAACAGGUCCACCCUGAUACCGGGAUCUCCUCCAAGGCUAUGGGCAUCAUGAACUCCUUCGUCAACGACAUUUUCGAGCGUAUCGCUGGUGAGUCCUCUCGUCUGGCUCACUACAACAAGCGCUCCACCAUUACCUCCAGGGAGAUCCAGACCGCCGUGCGCCUGCUGCUUCCCGGUGAGCUGGCCAAGCACGCCGUGUCCGAGGGUACCAAGGCCGUCACCAAGUACACCAGCUCCAAGUAAAGCGCCUUAGUCGCUCUGGCAAACCAACGGCUCUUUUAAGAGCCACCCAUCUUAUCAAUUCCUUGGAAGCAGACUUGUCGUCCUGGCGUAUAUCCUCAGUUCCUUCCUUAGAGAUAAGUGAGAUUUUAGUUGACUC